AAAGCAAACUCGGCCCUUCAUUUGCGUCUCCCUAACACAAACCCUAGAGAGAGUAUGGUGGAGGAAGCAGAAGACGCCAUACUCACAUAUCUGAAAAACAACGAUGAGAUUUCCAAUUCUGCAAACUUUGCAGAAGAUUUUGGUUUUAGCCAUGACGAGAUCGUCAUUGUCAUUCGCAGACUCCAUGGCUUUAGAUUUGUCGAUACUCAGGAUAUUAGGAGAGAGAGAUGGGUGCUUACUGAAGAGGGGAAAACUUAUGCUGCCGUAGGUUCUCCAGAAUUUCAGCUUUUCUCAGCAGUACCACCGGAGGGGAUUGCGCGGGAGGAGUUGCAGAAAAAAUUGGAUCCUGCAGUUUAUAAAAUUGGUUGCCAGCAAGCUAUAAAGAACAAGUGGGUUCAGAUGGAGAAGACACAUGUUUCAAGGAAGGUCCAACAUGCUGAUGACAAAGUUAAAGAUUUGCUGUUACGGAUACAAAAUGACUAGGCUUUGCAGACUGUCAAUCAGGAGGAUAUUGAUGCUCUAAAGCGAAGAAAACUAAUAAUUCAACAGGUUUGGAAAGGAAAUUCCGUAAGAAAAGGUCCCGAAUAUGCCCCGAAAAGGAAAAGGGCAGCUACUGAUCUCACUCGGGAAAAUUUAUCGAGGGAAACUAUUACUUAUUAAUUUGAAAAACACACAUUUCUUUUUUAUUUUACUCUCAUCGUGGUGGGUGUACUACACUCACUCUUUAUUUUAAAAAAAUUAUCACAUCACACUCUAGGUGUUCAAAAUAUUUCAUCUUAACAAAAAUUAAAUAAAUUAUUAGAAUUAGUUUAAAUUAAAAAUUAAAGUAUUGCUAUCUACCGUCCAAAAAAAUUAUAAUAUAAUUUUUUUAUUCCCUCAUCCCAAUUUUUUAGUUUUAUUAUUAUUUAUUAAAUUUCUUUUAUAAUUUAAUUAAGAGUUUUUUUAAAAAAGAAUUAUAAAAUAAAUUUAAUAAAUAAUAAUAAAACUAAAAAAUUGGGAUGAAGGAGGAUAUGGUGAUAGAAAGUGGAGUGAGGGAAGAAAGUGGAGUGAAUGAAUCAGAUGACGAAAUAGAACGGACAAUCAACUAUUAGAAAGACGAACAAAGUACCUAAGCAUCAAAAAUCUAAAGCCAUGGAGUCUUCGAAUGACAUUGACGAUCUCGUCAUGGCUAAAGCCAAAAUCUUCUGCAAAGUUUGCAGAAUUAGAAAUCUCAUCGUUGUU
This is a messenger RNA of Solanum dulcamara, 1221 nucleotides long. Its product is annotated as phenylalanine--tRNA ligase alpha subunit, cytoplasmic-like. The record is from RefSeq and is a predicted model, not a curated record. The coding region runs from base 55 to 483 and encodes 142 amino acids. NCBI's taxonomy places the organism in Eukaryota, Viridiplantae, Streptophyta, Magnoliopsida, Solanales, Solanaceae. The transcript is spliced from 6 exons.